This is a messenger RNA of Hydractinia symbiolongicarpus, 6844 nucleotides long. RefSeq lists its product as uncharacterized. The transcript has 2 exons. The record is from RefSeq and is a predicted model, not a curated record. Lineage: Eukaryota; Metazoa; Cnidaria; Hydrozoa; Anthoathecata; Hydractiniidae. The coding region runs from base 222 to 713 and encodes 163 amino acids.
AUAAGAAGGUUGGUACUGGUACCCCAACGACUGAUACCUUUACUAAUAUCAUUCGUUGUGAUUAUCUCGGUGGUUUACUUGACCCUCCGUUUCAUGGUACUGGUUUAGAUGGCAACCAAUGGGCUACUCCUCUUUGCGUUACUAACAAGUUACCUAGUAACAGCUUAAUACAAGCCUUGUUAUCUAAGAGCCAUAAAAAGUUUGAUAAAGUUGGUAAUUGUAUGUCUUAUGAAGAUAUGGCUAAAAUCAACACUGACUGGGGAAAUAGUUGUAAAGUUUUCCAUGGUUUGAAUCCUGUACCAGUUUACGAUGUUAAUCCUAUGAAGCCGAUUUUAUUCGCGUUUAGCCGAUUUAUGAAAGGUGAUAGUGUUCAACCGUACCGAGUUUAUGGCGAGAUUCAAGUUACGCAUACUAUCGAGAUUCUUAAGAAUCACAUGUUUCAUCCAAAUUAUUCGGACAAUUGGUGGCCUUGUGAAGUUGGCCGUACUAAUCAGCAACCACCGAUUAUGUUCGGCGAAGAAGCCGUUUACUACACAUCCGGCGAUAAACUCAUUAUCAAUCAACUCGGUUCAGAUCGUCCUCAGACCGCCCAGUUUCGCCCUUUUACUGUUUACAAUCCUUAUGUUUACAGUACAACAAGUGUUAUACUUGGUGAUACCCAAGAUGAUGUUCCCGAAGAAGAAGAACAAGUAGAUGUUGACGAUACAGACUAAGACACUAAAGAUUUUUGUAUAUAUUUCUUUAAAGAAAAGAAUUUACAAUCUUAUUACAGUAUGAUGUAGUUAUAAUUGCAUUCUCUUCUGCGUUGAAAUUCCCGUAUUUUUCGUACAACACCUUUGCGAUAUGCCUCCCAUGUUUCUUCAUUAGUACGAUGUUGCCUUCUUUAAUCCUCAUCGUUAACAGGAUAUUCAUCUUUAUUAUCAUUGCUCUGUUGUUUAUCGCGUUGAAUUCUUUGCUGUGAUGUAUAACCACAUCCGUUCUUCGUUUUCCAUUCAUAGUUACCACAACUGGUCUUUUCGGUAUCGGUAUAGGUGUUUUAUAUUUUACGUCGGACUCCAGAUUAGCAUUCCCUUCGAACAACGCUUUUAAUAUUUGUAUAACAUCCUCUGUUUCCAUCAAGCACUCUUCACAUCUGUAAAUGUCGGAUCCCGGCAGAUUCUCUAAUAUACCAUCUCGUUCCAUUCUCAAAUAUACCGUCUCGUUCCACCAAUUCAUCGUCUUCAUGUCUCAUCUCGUUUACAAUCGUCAGUGUUUGUCGUCUGUCUGGUUCAUCUUCAUUAUCUUUUUUGUCGUCAGUGAAGCAUACAUCUCUUUUGAAGUCUUGCGCGUCCAUAUCCCAAUGCAAUCCUUGAAUAUUACAUCGUUCUUUACAAUGUUCGCAGAUCCAUCGUCCGUCCAUAGAUUUGUAGACAUCAUUAUCUUCUGCUGUUUGUUUAACAUCAUAAUCACGUUGCAAUUUUAACCACAAUGCACUUGCUUUAUCGUUUCUCUUUUUGAAUUCUCGUUGUUCUCCCAAUGUUGCCAUGUAUUCAUCUUCUUCAUAUUCAUGCAAUAUUCGUUGUGCUUCAGCAUAAGCUUCACGUAAUUCGUCUUCAUCCAAGAUUCUAUUGGAGUAGUUCAUCGGUGCAUCUUUUUUUUGUAACAGGUGUUACAUUUCUCUUCUUCUUCGGGAUUUCUGUGUCUUUUUGUGCAUUUUCUUUGUGAAUUCUCUUCUUGAUCAAAGUCUCGUUGCUCUUUUUCUGCUUGUCUUCGUUUAAGGUAUGCUCUGAGAUUGUCGAGGUGUUCCCGAUUUUUGACCAUAAUUUGGUAGAUUUCACACUCACAGGUUUUACACUUAUUUGAGUUGCCUGCUUUCUGAAUUUGUCGACAACCUUGGCAAUUUGCUGUUCCAAGUCGAUUAAAGAAGGCCCGAUUGAUGACUCUUCUAUCGAUAAGUCGCUUACCUUGUUCAUCUGAUCGCCAGGAGAUGAUUGCAUGAGCAUGGAACUUGCUUUUGUUUUUGCAUCCCGAGUGGAAGAGGAUUUCUCCAGCUUUUCCGAACGCUCUAACAAGUUCUCUGAGUUCUUUUUCGUAGUUUUCUGGAUCGAAACAUUCUCCUUCACUGUCGUGAUAUUUCCCUCCUGAGAAGACUGCAUGACUCAAUACAAAUGUACAUCCACCAAUAAUCUCCUUUAGUAUUUCGUUUUCUUUAAUAGCAAACUCUUUUAUUAUUCUUGACAUGACCGUACUCUACGAUGUCUAACAUCAACUAACGCACCCCCGUCAUUUCUUUCUUAUAUAGUACCGAUUCCUAUUAAUACCCCCGCCCCUAGAUAAAUAGCGCUAUUGUUAUUUAUUUAUCUAGGGACGGGGGUAUUAAUAGGAAUCGGUACUAUAUAAGAAAGAAAUGACGGGGGGUGCGUUAGUUGAUGUUAGACAUCGUAGAGUACGGUCAUGUCAAGAAUAAUAAAAGAGUAAAACUUACUUAUUUUGAUUGAACAAAAAUUCAACACAUGAGAUGUAACCAAACCAUGCAGCCUAAUGUAAUGGUGUUUUGUUGUAAACAUCUACACUGUUGAUGUUUUGUACAUCAUGUCGACAUAAAAUAUCUAAUAUUGCGUGAUGGUCAUUCCAUGCAACAAGUGUUAACUCUUUGUUUAUUUUUUUUUCACUCAAACAGUACUUUAAUUGAUAGAAAGUUCCAAUAGUGUGCAUUCAUCUUCCUCUCUCAUAUGGACGAUGUUUAGAUGGAUUGUGAGAAAUCGAUCCCUUUAAAUUCCACUAUUGAUGAAUUGUCUUUAUAACAUGCUGUCCACAUCAAUAGUGUGCAUUCAUAUUCCUCUCUCUUCAGGGCGAUGGUUAGAUGGAUGGUAAAGAUACAGUUAAUAACAUUUUUUAACAGUCAUAACAUUUUCGUUAAGCCAAUUCCCAGUAUAGUUUUCUUGUUAACACACAAAAGGCAUAUCAGCCACUUUAAAAUUAUAGAAUUGUUAUCCUACAGUGUGAAUCCAUUUUUAUUUGUGAUCGUCACAGCAAUAUUUUUUUGACGCAACGAAGGAUUAACACAUGAGAUGUUACCAAACCAUGCAUCCAACAUGGUCUUCCAUUGUUCACAUCUACACUGUUGAUGUUUUGUACAUCAUUUCGACAUAAAAUAUCUAAUUCUGUGUGAGGGUUAUUCCAUGCAACAUGUUAACUGUUUUGUUUGAUUUGUCUUCUGCCCAAACAUUAAUUUUGUUAUUGAUGAAACUUCCCACUAUUGAUCAAUUGUUUAUUGAUAUCAAAAAUAAAAUAAACUUUAAAACUUACUUAUUUUGAUUGAACAAAAAUUCAACACAUGAGAUGUAACCAAACCAUGCAGCCUAAUGUAAUGGUGUUUUGUUGUAAACAUCUACACUGUUGAUGUUUUGUACAUCAUGUCGACAUAAAAUAUUUAGUAUUGCGUGAUGGUCAUUCCAUGCAACAAGUGUUAACUCUUUGUUUAUUUUUUUUUCACUUAAACAGUACUUUAAUUGAUAGAAAGUUCCAAUAGUGUGCAUUCAUCUUCCUCUCUCAUAUGGACGAUGUUUAGAUGGAUUGUGAGAAAUUGAUCCCUUUAAAUUCCACUAUUGAUGAAUUGUCUUUAUAACAUGCUGUCCACAUCAAUAGUGUGCAUUCAUAUUCCUCUCUCUUCAGGGCGAUGGUUAGAUGGAUGGUAAAGAUACAGUUAAUAACAUUUUUUAGCAGUCGUAACAUUUUCGUUAAGCCAAUUCCCAGUAUAGUUUUCUUGUUAACACACAAAAGGCAUAUCAGCCACUUUAAAAUUAUAGAAUUGUUAUCCUACAGUGUGAAUUCAUUUUUAUUUGUGAUUGUCACAGCAAUAUUUUUUUGACGCCAUGAAGGGUUAACACAUGAGAUGUUACCAAACCAUGCGUCCAACAUGGUGUUCCAUUGUUCACAUCUACACUGUUGAUGUUUUGUACAUCAUUUCGACAUAAAAUAUCUAAUUCUGUGUGACGGUUAUUCCAUGCAACAUGUUAACUGUUUUGUUUGAUUUUGUCUUCUUCCCAAACAUUAAUUUUGUUAUUGAUGAAACUUCCCACUAUUGAUCAAUUGUUUAUUAAUAUCAAAAAUAAAAUAAACUUUAAAACUUACUUAUUUUGAUUGAACAAAAAUUCAACACAUGAGAUGUAACCAAACCAUGCAGCCUAAUGUAAUGGUGUUUUGUUGUAAACAUCUACACUGUUGAUGUUUUGUACAUCAUGUCGACAUAAAAUAUCUAAUAUUGCGUGAUGGUCAUUCCAUGCAACAAAGUGUUAACUUCUUUGUUUAAUUUUUUUUCACUCAAACAGUAUAAUUGAUAGAAAAUUCCAAUAGUGUGCAUUCAUCUUCCUCUCCUGUGUGGACGAUGUUUAGAUGGAUUGUGGGAAAUCGAUCCCUUUAAAUUCCACUAUUGAUGAAUUGUCUUCAUAAAAUACUGUCCACAUGAAUCGUGUGCAUUCUUAUUUAUCUCUCAUUUGGACGAUGUUUAGAUAUAUUGUGAGAAAUUGAUCCCUUUAAAUUCCACUAUUGAUGAAUUGUCUUUAUAACAUGCUGUCCACAUCAAUAGUGUGCAUUCUUAUUUAUCUCUCAUAUGGACGAUGUUUAGAUGGAUUAUGAGAAAUUGAUCCCUCUAAAUUCAACUUUUGAUGAGUUGUCUUUAUAACAUGCUGUCCACAUCAAUAGUGUGCAUUCAUAUUCCUCUCUCUUAAGGGCAAUGGUUAGAUGGAUGGUAAAGAUACAGUUACUGACAUUUUUUACCAGUCAUAACAUUUUGGUUAAGCCAAUUCCCAGUAUAGUUUUCUUGUUAACACACAAAAGGCAUAUCUGAAUUGUUAUCCUACACUGUGAAUCCAUUUUUAUUUGUGAUCGUCACAGCAAUAUUUUUUUGACGCAACAAAGGAUUUCACUGGCGCCGUAGAUUAGUGGUUAUAGCUCUCGUACUCUGUGCGGGAGACCGGGGUUCGAUUCCUCUUGACGGCGAUUCAACAUGGGCGAGUGAAUGUUACCAUAGCCCCGGGUUAACCCAAGCCAUGUGAGGGAAAUUGGGAAGAUGGCACACUGUGUGGGCCGUUGGAUGUUGCCGGGAGUUGUCUAGUAGAGCGCGGGCUCUAAUUGGGUCUGCGUAGCUCAAAAUGAGCAUUAAAUACUCUAGGACUCUCCAUCUACGCCAUGGCCCCUCCUGGAAAUAAUAGACAGGGUAUAUCCCUCGAUAUUUGUGAGGCUAGCCAUGUAAAAUAUGCACAUCUAUCUAUCUAUCUCUAUUAACACAUGAGAUGUUACCAAACCAUGCAUUCAACAUGGUGUUCCAUUGUUCACAUCUACACUGUUGAUGUUUUGUACAUCAUGUCGACAUAAAGUAUCUAAUAUUGCGUGAUGGUCAUUCCAUGUAACAAAGUUGUGACUUUUUUGUUUGAUUUCAAAUUCUAAUGAAGCUGCUCUUUUUUCACCCGAGUUACAAUGGUGUAAAAGAGUUGUUGUCAUUUUAUGUUUGCUGUGGACAUGCUGGCCCAGUUCAAUUUUUUUUGGUGCCAACUAUUAUGCGUAUCGAGGUAGUAUGCUAUUUUGCGUUAAUGAUUUUUUCAAUUUUUAAACUUGUCUCAAAACUGUUCAAAAUUUUUUCAACACUCUCAUUACCAAAUUGUUUUAGACCUAGUAAUUGAAAAAGUAAACUGGAGCUAGAAAACCAUUUUUAUCUCCUUGCUUCAGAAAAAUGUUUAGGAAAAGUUUAAAUAACAGUUUUGGCGUCCAAAACUUUUUUGUUGACAUCAACCAGUCAAUUGUAAAAUGGGUAAAAUCGCCCAGCUUUGAGGAAAAUGAUCAAUUUUAGUCUCAGAUCUGAAGUUACCCACAAAGGAAAAGACAUUUUUUCUUCACCAUUGUUAAGUUACAUACUCAAAAAUUACAAUGCAAAUUAAUUUAAAUGUCAUUUGAUUUAAAUGGUGCCUUUUUUCUAGGUGACCAUGUUUUUUAAGAAGUAAAAGCCAGACAUCAAUUGCUCUGAAACGCUUCUAAGUUGUUUAACUUCAAAUAUAAAAGUGGAAUGAAUUGUCUUCACAAAUUUUUAUAAUGUUAUUAGUGUUAAAUUUUUUCUGUGUGUCUAUACUUCCUUAUGAAGUAACAAUGUGACAUAACAAAGGACACAUAUAAUUAUUUUUCCGUGACCUUACGGUAGGUGAACAUGCGUAUGUAAUCAUGCUUUACCCUAAUGAUCAUAAAAAAAGGUCUGUUUACCUAGAUGUGUGAAAAAAUUAGGAUUUAAAAUGACAUAACUCCUUCUGUGACGUUUUUCAGAAUUUUGGUAAGGUCCACUACUUAAAUGCAAAAUGGUGUAAAAUAAGUUUUAAAAAAAUCUGUAACAAUAUAUUAUCUGAAAAAUAAAAAGGAAAACGUUAUUAUUACAAAUAUGUUUUGGUUUCUUCUGGCACAGUAAAGAGCUUUUCAACAUGACCCUAUUGUUAUUAUCAGCAUUACAAAAAGUUUUGUAAUUUAGUGUUUUAACAGUUUUAUUUGUACGUGUACUAAACUUGGUUUUUAUCAACAAACAUGUUAUAAUCUUAUUUAUUUUUGAAGACGAGCAUUUUUAUCAUAUAGCUAUUUAUAUAUUACAAAUUUAAUAUUUUCUGUUUGUAACAUUUUCGUAAAAAGAAUUUUGCCUCUAUAGAUUUUUGCAGAUGUAAAAGAUUUUUCUAGAAGUUUGACUCAAAACAUAUUGUUUGAAAACAAUGCUGACAACUAUUGAUAUUGUUUUUCUGUGAUAUUUUGUAAAAAUAUUUUUAACAGUGGACAAUGUACACCCAUUAUCUAAGAAUUAAAUUAUAAAAUAUUUCAAGUAUGUUAAUAUAAA